Molecule: messenger RNA, 222 nt
Organism: Opisthorchis viverrini
Lineage: Eukaryota; Metazoa; Platyhelminthes; Trematoda; Opisthorchiida; Opisthorchiidae
Exons: 2
Source: RefSeq, a predicted model, not a curated record
GUUCCAUAUGUUGUCGUUCAUUCUCUGCGGUGUACUUGUAACUAUUUUUGAGGUUCAGGCUGUGGUGCUGAAAGUCACUCCCGAUGAACUGAACGCUGUUGAUUUUUCUAACAUACCGCAGGGUGCCAAUCCGGCCGUUGUAUUUGUUCUUCCGAAUCCAUGUGAAACGUGUGCACGUCAUGAGAAGCUUUUGUCAGACUUUUCUGUUGGUGCAGUCUAUCC